Molecule: messenger RNA, 2698 nt
Organism: Schistocerca americana (American grasshopper)
Lineage: Eukaryota; Metazoa; Arthropoda; Insecta; Orthoptera; Acrididae
Product: sodium channel protein Nach-like
Exons: 12
Coding region: 1-2358 (785 amino acids)
Biological process (GO): sodium ion transmembrane transport
Cellular component (GO): membrane
Molecular function (GO): ligand-gated sodium channel activity
Source: RefSeq, a predicted model, not a curated record
AUGCCACCCGACAGUGUUCGAGUGAAACAAGUCAUCGACGACACAUCACGUGCUGUGUAUUCUGUGUUACCUACGUCGUACGACACACAGGCCACGCAAUACGACCAGAUUACCCGGUCAUUUGUUCCGGCGGCACUAGCCGCCCCUGCCGCGCCUACCGCGAUAUACGCUGAUCGUAUUUCGGACCGUUCCGAGUUUUCAACAGCACCGGCUGUUUCAUCCGCGCUGGCGACACACCACGUGUCUUCCGUACCAACCGUGUCGCAUCGCUUCGCACCUUCAGCUGCCAAAUGUUACAUCUUGCCUCCAGGCGUAUACCAGUUUCUGGACCCCGCCUUGUCUCCAGUCGCACAGCCGUCCAAGACCCCAAAACUGCCACCAUUCAAUCGUGACAAUCCUGUCACUCUGUUUGCUCUAGUCGGGCAUGUGUUUGAACUUAAUGGUGUUAUCUCAGAUGACGCACGAUACUCCAGUUUGAUUACUCAUCUACACGACGAGCUCGAGCGGGUGAGUGAUAAAAUUAAUUCACCACCACCUCUGCCAAAAUAUAUUUCGUCGAAGAAAAUUAUUGUGGAAAGUUUAGCACGCACUACGGACGAGGCGCUGCAGCAAAUCAUCCGUGUCGAGCAAAUUCGAGAGAGAUCGCCGUCUCAGCUGUGGCGUCGACUACGCUCAAUAGUCGACCGGCAAACCCUGUCGGACACUGUCCUGUGGGCCAUUUGGAUACUGUCAACUGGAGAUAAUGAAGUUGCUGGAGAUUCAAUAGCAUCUGCCUGCGAACUCCCAUCUGAUAAUCUACUUGCAUCAGGAACUGAUGGCCUACGUGUGGGCCCAGGAUUCUCAGAAAUGUACGAGCUUGAAUUCGCAGAACAUGCAAAGUCUGGCAUGACUACGUACGAUAAAUUCCACAGUAAAAAGAAAAUAUUUUCUGAGUUCAACACAGCAAGUACGGCGAGCGAAGUUGAUCAAAAGAUCAAAUACCCUGCAGUAUUAUUACCGAUGAAACCAGUUUUGGAUUAUUUUUUCUUAUUUAUGGAGACUUCUUCAAUACAUGGUUUCAACCACUUGACCAGCAGGAAGAGGACACCAGCUGAAUACAUACUCUGGCUCAUCGCUAUCUGUGUCGGUGUCGUCGGCUGUGUUCUGCUGAGCACUUCCACCUGGCACCGCUACCAGGAGAACCCUACAGUCAUUUCCAUGGAGCGAGACUACCAACAAUGGAAUACAUCAUUUCCUACAGCUACACUCUGCCCACGAAUGGCACCCAAUGAUAGAAAGGUGCAAGCACUCUCAGCCAAUUUGAGCACAAGGGGUUUUAAAGCUGCUUCGUUCUUAACGCAGCUAACUCAAGUAUCCUACGGAGCAAACAUGAAUAAUUUACCAUUAGAUCCUGAUCAUAAAUUCCAUCCGGAAGAAUACUUAAAUCUAAUAUAUGCGGUCACUAAUAGUUUUGGUUACAGCAUAGGGACUAACGUGGGCGCGAGUAUUCCGUUUCUUAUUCAGCAUACUAGUGAAAUGGGAAUUUGUUAUACUUACAAUACGAACGUCGCACAGUAUAACUCCAAACCGUACUGGGACGCUAACAACUGGACGCUGUACCACCCUAUGAAUCUGAUAAGCGGGAACGAGCUAGACGGCGACCUGUUUGCGCAGAUCAUGAACAUGCAUGAACCAUCGAUUGUGUAUAUCCACGGGCCCAACGAGAUUCCGGACUCCGCAAUCCGCCACACGGAGCUACUUCAAAACCAAUACAAGACUCUGGACUUGACGGGCUUGGCCAUAUACAGCACGGCGAACACGCACUCGCUGUCGGUGAAGCAGCGCAAGUGCCGCUUCCUGCACGAGAGCAACCUGCUCAUCAGCCCCGUCUACACGUACAACAUGUGCCGCAUGCAGUGCCGCAUGCAGCUGUCCUACGACCUCUGCGGCUGCGUGGCUCACUUCUACCGCCCUGUCGGAAAAUUCCCUAUAUGUGAUUCUGAAGGGAUUACAUGCCUUGGAGAACAUUCUGAUUCUCUCAUCAAGGUGAUCGAUCCUAAAACGCAGAAUAAAGUUUGUGACUGUAUGCCGCCCUGUGAUGACGUCAAUUACAUGAUUGAACUAGAAAACGACAUGCCAUGGUUUCUCGGCACAAAUAUUAAGUGGGGAUUGACGAAGUAUCCCCAGAUGAGGCUCAAACGUGAUGUGCUUUUCGGAUUUACAGACUUAUUAGUGUACAUCGGUGGUACAGCAGGAUUAUGCCUCGGAUGCAGCGUCCUCAGUUUCAUAGAAAUUAUUUACUUCUUCACCAUCCAUCUCUUCUGGUUCAUCGUUAAGGGUAAAAGAUUCUGCUGUGUAAGAAGAAUGGACUCUAGAUAAUCAAGAUAUUCUCCUGAUAAUAAGCAAUAUUUUAUGUAGAAAUUGGACAUGUGCCGUUGAAUAGACAAACUAGCUUUCUAUUGUAUUUAUUCGUAAGUCGCAACAUAUGCCUAACAGAGCAAGAAUUUCUUUAAUACGCAUCGUGGAAAUAUCAUGUUUAAAAGGUUAUCCUUAGAAGAAAAUAGAGAGAAGACGUCUUUGCAUGAUGUGCUGAACCGCCGUGUUACUUUAUCUUUCGUAUUUACACUAACACUUUCUCUACCUGUGACUUAAUUGUAAAAAUUAUUUCUCAAGAUAAGUCAAUUACACUCGCUGAAAACUAAACACAAACACUAAGGCA